GGCAAACAAAUUUGCGGUGUUUGGUUCAUUUCAUAUCUUGAUGAUGCAAAUUUAUAUUAUAAAUCGUGAUAUUCAUUAAAAUUAUUCCAAUGGCGGAUUAAUAAGAACAAAGUUGAUCAUGCCUUUCUCCAAAACUGCAAUAUCUCUUCUGUGCGUGUUGUUAUUACUUUCAAUAUUUGUGACGAAUUUGCUUAACAGUAUUGCUACGAAUCACAGUUACUCAGAAAACCAGAGAGAAGGCGAAAAUUUCACCAAAUACUUGGCUGAUAAAUACGGACGCAUAACAGACGCAAAGGAAAAUUUAAUUUGGUUUAUGCAAAUAUCGGACAUCCAUUUAAGCAUAUUUAGGGAUCCAGGGAGAAUAUCACAGUUUCAGCAAUUUUGUGAUAGUACUGUGAAGAAAAUAAAACCAGCAAUUGUGCUGGCCACUGGGGACUUGACUGAUGCUAAAGCCAAAGACAACCUAGGCAGCUCCCAGGUUAAGACGGAAUGGAUUUAUUACCACAAUAUUAUUAAUGAUUCCAGAGUCACAGAAGAAACUGUUUGGUUAGACAUAAGAGGCAAUCAUGAUAAUUUUAACAUUAGAACAUUAAACUCACAAGAAAAUUUCUUCAGAAACUUUUCUGUUCAGGGAAAAACAUAUCCUAAAUCAUAUGUCCAUUUUGAAGAGAAGAAUGGUGUAAGGGUUGCAUUUAUUGGCAUAGAUGCAUGCCCGGAGCCUGGUUUGAGGAGACCAUUCAACUUUGUUGGUAUUCUUGACAGUCAAGAACAAAAACAAAUAAAAAUAUUACAAGCAGAGGCAAAUGCAAAAGCUGAUCAUAUUGUUUGGUUUGGGCACUACCCUACAUCAUGCAUCCUGUCACUUGACACAGGCACUGAGAAGCUGGAUCUGAGGACACUGAUUGGCGACAGCAAAGGCUCCCAAGUAUAUGUGUGUGGGCAUCUGCACACUAUGGCUGGCCGUGUUCCUAAAAUGUACACCAGGCAAAGAAAAGGAUACAUGGAAAUUGAAUUAGGAGAUUGGAAGGACAACAGAAUGUAUCGCCUUGCAGCCAUAGAUCACGGUAUAUUUUCAUUUGUAGAUCAGAAACAUAAUACAUGGCCUCUUGUGUUGGUCACAAACCCGAAACAUGCAAAAUAUACUUUGCCUGGAAGAGAACCCCUGCAACUGAUACCAGAUUCAACUCAUAUAAGGAUCCUUGCAUUUAGUGAUGUCAACAUUGACACUGUUGAAAUAUCCUUUGACAAAAUUAGCUGGAUGAAUUGUAAAAACUCAGAAGGACCUCUUUAUGUCUGUCAAUGGCUGCCACACUUGUUUUUACGAGAUAUUAAUUAUCUCUAUGUAACAGUCAGUGAUGAGUGGGGAAAACAGACAUUUGUUGAACAUCCAUUUACUAUGGAUGGUUCUACCUUGAAUUUCGACAUAAUGGCGAGAAUACUCCUCAUGCUUGAUGCACGAGUAGUGUUCCAGGCAAUAUUUGGAACUCUGCUUUUGAUGAACGUUUUACCCUUAGUCUAUUUACGAUGGCAAAAGCAACCACCGAGAUGUCGCAGAAGAUUGAUCCGCUAUGUGCUGAGAAGCCUAUGGCUGUUGAGUAAAAUUGACAAAAUAUACUAUCCCAUCGUUCUGUAUGCAGUCUACGUGCCACUCGGACCCUGGACGGUCGGCGAGCUAAUCGAUGGUCACGUGGGCGUGGUCUUCGCCUGGGGGAUAUUGAUAAAAGGAACAUUUUUGCCUGAGCCAUUCACUUAUAUGUAUGGAGGAGUACAACUACUGUUUAUACAAAUCCCUCUUAUAUUUGUGUUAUCGCACACAUUACAGAAUCGACUUUAUAGUUCAUAUUCUAGAGGCAUAAAAAGAUUGAUUCAGAAUCUACCAUUCAUUAUGCUACUCUCAGUUCAGUUGUUGUUGGCAUACUUCUUUUGGUUAGAAUAUGGAAGCCUGGCGUUUAUAUUUGGACCUCUCAGAACAUGGAGUGUUUUAUUAAGUAUUACAUUGUGGUACAAGAUCUUAACACUACCUCCCGCUUACUGCAGAAAACUUGUACACUUGAACGAGCGCACGCCAUCGUAAUAUUGUCUUCGCGUGAAGAUAUCGGACGAG
Molecule: messenger RNA, 2104 nt
Organism: Cydia amplana
Lineage: Eukaryota; Metazoa; Arthropoda; Insecta; Lepidoptera; Tortricidae
Product: transmembrane protein 62-like
Exons: 5
Coding region: 119-2074 (651 amino acids)
Molecular function (GO): hydrolase activity
Source: RefSeq, a predicted model, not a curated record